AUGUUUGGCUGCGUUGUUUGUCAUCUGGGGUACUCAGACCAAUUCCAGCAGACCACAGAAGGGAACUAUGUUCUUUCGUUUCCUAAUUCCUUCGGCCUCGGAAACAUCAGCGUUUUUACAUUUACCCCUGCCAGCUUGACCAGUUGCGCCGUCGAGGUUGCUGUUUCUGCUGAUGGAUUUUACGAGAAGAUUGGUUACCUGACAGAGUAUUCUCCUAGCAUUACGUUUGUCACUGGGUUAGAGCGGCUUAAUAAGGCAGAGCUGCCAUUCUCUCUUUGCUUGACCUUGGUUCCUUUAGAGUCUGUGGACCAGAACCUACCGUAUCAGCCAACUGACUAUGAGCUCACUCUUUUGAACCGAGCCACUAUCAAGAUGGUUGACCACUUUAAGCGUUAUCUAGCACCUUCUAUUGUUACUCAUGGAGGCCAAGAGUACAUUUCCUUAAAGAGAGUCAUGACGUGGAAAGAUACAUUUCUCAAAGAAUCUAAAGCCCUAGGAGCAUUUUGGGACUAG
This is a messenger RNA of Giardia duodenalis, 513 nucleotides long. RefSeq lists its product as uncharacterized. Lineage: Eukaryota; Fornicata; Diplomonadida; Hexamitidae. The transcript has a single exon. Bases 1 to 513 code for a protein of 170 amino acids. The record is from RefSeq and is a predicted model, not a curated record.